Messenger RNA from Dictyostelium discoideum AX4, 1326 nucleotides. It is a transcript of the gene bkdA, whose product is annotated as 3-methyl-2-oxobutanoate dehydrogenase. Lineage: Eukaryota; Evosea; Eumycetozoa; Dictyosteliales; Dictyosteliaceae. The coding region runs from base 1 to 1326 and encodes 441 amino acids. Gene Ontology annotation, molecular function: oxidoreductase activity, acting on the aldehyde or oxo group of donors, disulfide as acceptor; branched-chain 2-oxo acid dehydrogenase activity. The transcript is spliced from 3 exons. The record is from RefSeq and is a predicted model, not a curated record. Gene Ontology annotation, cellular component: mitochondrial matrix.
AUGAUAAGCCAAUCUUACAGAAUUUUAUCAAGAAUCAGUAGAAAUAAUGAAUUAAAAAAAACCUUUUUAACCAAUUUAAACUGUAAAUCAUCAUCACCAUCAAUUAUCAGAAGUUUCUGUAAAAAACAAAAUUUAGAUGAAAAUUUUGAAUAUACAAACAAAUUAGAAGUUCAAGAACUUAAACACUAUAUACCAUGUUAUACUAUUAUGGAUCAAGAAGGUGUCGUUUCAAAACCUGACCAAGACCCAAAUUUUAGUAAAGAAGAAGUUAUUAAAAUGUAUACAACAAUGUUAACAUUAAAUGUUAUGGAUUCAAUUCUUUAUGAUGUACAAAGACAAGGUAGAAUUUCAUUUUAUAUGACAUCAUUUGGUGAAGAAGCAAUUCAUAUUGGAUCAGCAGCAGCAUUAGAGAUGAGUGAUACAAUUUUUGCACAAUAUAGAGAGACUGGUGUAUUCAUGUGGAGAGGAUUCACAAUCAAUGAUAUUAUCAAUCAAUGUUGUACCAAUGAACAUGAUUUAGGUAAAGGUAGACAAAUGCCAAUGCAUUUCGGUUCAAGAAAGAUUAAUCUUCAAACUAUUUCAUCACCAUUAACAACUCAAUUACCACAAGCAGUGGGUAGCUCAUACGCUCAAAAAUUAGCAGGUGAAAAGAAUUGUACCAUCGUUUACUUUGGUGAGGGUGCUGCAAGUGAGGGUGAUUUCCAUGCUGCUAUGAAUUUCGCCGCAGCAUUGUCAACACCAACUAUCUUUUUCUGUCGUAACAAUAAAUGGGCAAUCUCUACACCCUCAAAAGAGCAAUACAAAGGUGAUGGUAUUGCUGGUCGUGGUCCAAAUGGCUACGGUAUGAAAACUAUCAGAGUCGAUGGUAACGAUAUUUGGGCCGUAUACAAUGUGACUAAAUUAGCACGUAAAAUCGCCGUCGAAGAACAAGUUCCAGUUCUCAUCGAAGCUAUGACCUAUCGUGUUGGUCAUCAUUCUACCUCUGAUGACUCUUCUCGUUAUCGUACUGUUGAAGAGAUCAACGCUUGGAAAGAAGGUAAAAAUCCAAUUAGUCGUUUAAGAAACUACAUGAAUCACAAAGGUUGGUGGAGUGAUGCUCAAGAGAAGGAAACUAUCGCAAACGCUCGUACUACCGUUCGUGAAUCCUUAGUCAACGCUGAAAAACAAUAUAAACCAUCAAUCAAUGAAAUCUUUACCGAUGUUUAUGAUAAACCAACUCCAAAUCUCAUCGAACAACAAAAAGAAUUAAUUGAACAUUUGAAAUUAUAUCCAGAUGAAUAUCCAUUAAAUCAAUUUGCUGAUUCAAAAUUAAUUUUAAAAGAUUAA